AGGUGAUCACAGCAGCUUCGGUCAUAUGCAUGUUACUUAUCUAUUUAGUGUCGUCAUGUCGUUCGUGAGGUCCGUGAACAGGGCGUUCUUACCUCGAAGUUGCGUGAGCAAAGAAGAAACAUUGAAUCUGUCGCUGUUUGCCAAUGUCUUCGUUAGUAGCAGGGCUCUUGCAGACCCUUUUUCCAAGUAAGGGCGAAGAUGGUCGACUGUUGUGCAUUGGCUUGGAUGCGUCGGGGCGGACCUCAUGGUUGUACUCGCUAUUACUGCCUGGCCAGCAUAUCACCACUAUCCCGACCAUCGGCUUUAACGUGGAGACAGUAAAGCACAACGGAUGCUCGUUGUGCAUUUGGGACGUGGGCGGCUGCGACAAGAUCCGGCCGCUGUGGCGCCACUACUUCGCCGGCACGCAGGGCCUGGUGUUCUUCGUGGAUGGCAGUGACAUAGAGCGAAUGGACGAGGUUGCCGAGCAGCUGCGGUGGCUGACGGCGGCGGAGGAGCUGCGGGAGGCGUUUGUCCUGGUGGUGUCCAACAAGCAGGAUCUGCCGCGUGCGCUGUCGCCGCAGCAGGUUUCGGAGCGGCUGCGGCUGCCGGAGGUGCUGGGGCAGGGCGGGCGCAUGUGGACUUGCCUGCCGGGGACGCUGUGCGAUGAAAAGGCCAACAAAGCCCAGUUGGACUGGAUCACCACCGUCCUGCGGCAACACCAGCAGCAGCAGCGGGAGCGGGCGGCCGCUAGGGCUGCUGACGAGGCAAGCAAACCUGCUGCUGCCGGGGCUACUGGUGGUGGCGAGGGUGGCGGGGGUCCCUCCGCGGGCAGUGCUGGUGCUGGUGCUGGUGCUGGUGCUGGUGGUGAGGGUGAGGGUGGUGGUGAGCCGGACGUGCUGGAGCGCUGGUUGCAGGUGGAGGACGAGCCGGAUGAGGAGUUCCUGAGGAAGCUCGAGAAGUUCAGCCUGGACUCCUGGGACCACCGCACGCACCUGCGCAUCGCCUGGCUCUACCUCACCCGUCUAGGCAGGCGCGAGGGACUGCGCCGCAUCCACGCCUCCAUCCGCGCUUUCAUCCAGCACAGCCCACUCACGCGGCGCCGCACCGGCAGCGGCAGCACCUACCAUGAGACCAUGACGUACUUCUGGUCGCACAUGGUUCACUUCGCCAUCGCCAGCCAGAAGACACCUGAGGGCGCCACUCCGGACUUCCGGUUGUUCUUGCUGCUGAACCCGCAGCUCAGCAACGGCGGGCUCUUCCUGCAUUACUACACCAAGAAGCUGAUGCUGCUGACGCCCGAAUCUCGCACGACUGUGAUGCUCCCGGAUAAGCGCCCGCUGCCCAGCAUCAUAACGGACCUCUCGGCACUGUCAAUCAAGGACCAGCCCUCUGCUCCUGAUACCUCCACCACCACCUCCAUUACCACCACCGGAGCCAUCCCGGACGCCGAGUUCCUGCGCCGCUUCCUGGAUCGCUCCCUGGAUCGCUGGAACCACGAGUGCCUGCUGCGGGCGAUGUACUGCUGCCUGGCGGCGCACGGCCGCCGGCGCGGAGGCGAGGUGGCGCUGGCCGGCCUGCGGGCGCUGCAGGGGAUGACCGGCUUCCACCUCACCCUCAACUACUGCUGGCUGGCCCUGCUGACGCAUGCGCUGGCUGGGGAGUAUACGGCAGCGCUGUUCGGGGACGGCGGCGCUUCCUCUUCUGCCUCCAUGCGGGAGGGUGCGGGGGCUAGGUUGGAGGAGGAAGGAGGGGAGGGAGCGGUGGGAGUGCGAGGUGGGGAGGGGAGUGGCGGCGGUGGUGUCAGUGCGGGGGCUAGGUUGCCGGAAUGGAGUGAGCUGUUGGCAAGUGGGACGUAUGCGUCGGUAAUGGUGCGGGAGCUGGUGGCUGACCAGGAGAGGUAUCUGAGGUACUACUCCAAGAAGGUCAUGUUCUCGGGCGCUGCUGCCGUACAGUUUGCACCGCCGGAUAGGCGGGGCUUGCCGUCCGUAGUGUAAGCGGUCU
Astrephomene gubernaculifera is the source of this 1983-nucleotide messenger RNA. Lineage: Eukaryota; Viridiplantae; Chlorophyta; Chlorophyceae; Chlamydomonadales; Astrephomenaceae. The record is from the annotation of a GenBank genome assembly.